Thrips palmi is the source of this 702-nucleotide messenger RNA. RefSeq lists its product as uncharacterized. The transcript is spliced from 3 exons. NCBI's taxonomy places the organism in Eukaryota, Metazoa, Arthropoda, Insecta, Thysanoptera, Thripidae. Bases 1 to 702 code for a protein of 233 amino acids. The record is from RefSeq and is a predicted model, not a curated record.
AUGACGCCCUUCCAGGUCCGCGACGGCGGGUCUCCGCUCUGGCCGUCCAAAGAGGUGUGCUCGCUCAUCGCGGACGCGCUGUCGCUGCCGCCCACCGCGGAGAUCCGCCUGCACCCCGUCGCCGCUGACGUCCCGGAGGACGACGCGCAGGACGUGGACGCCGAGGACGACGGCGUGCUGCUGCGCUGCGCGUCCUGCGGCACGGCCUUCGAGUGCGGCCUGCGCACCUGCGGCUGCAACGGCGCUACCAGCAGAACGAUCGUCAGCAAAGUACGGCCGCCGAACAGUCAUUGUGUGAAUGAGCGAGCAAGAAAGUGGAUGACCGAGGCGGGUACUCGAACGCAGGGCAGUUCGACGUCGGGGACCCUCCUGCAGAAGCUGCGCACCGCCGCGUCCAGGCAGAGCCGCGGGAAGGGCGGUCGGGGCUCUGUGCAGGUCAUCUGGGAGAAGCAGCAGUCGGCCUGCGACUCGCCGGGCUCCACCGGCUCCGACGUGGACCUGGCCGGCCCCCUGCCUGAGCCCCCGCAGCCCCAGCUCGCGGUGCAGGCCAUGCUGCCCGAGCCGCCAAGGAAGCGACGGCUUGCUGAGCCCACGCUGCCGACACGCAAGCGGGCACGCCCGGACGUCGCGCAACCUUCAAUUUCCACCGGCGUCGAGUCUUUCCAGAAAGCGCCGCAUGGCAACCAGGACAGCAACCUGUGA